Messenger RNA from Peromyscus maniculatus bairdii (prairie deer mouse), 1118 nucleotides. The record is from RefSeq and is a predicted model, not a curated record. Lineage: Eukaryota; Metazoa; Chordata; Mammalia; Rodentia; Cricetidae.
GAGUCAGGAGACUACAGUUUCUCUGUAAGCCUUUAUCUAGUGCAGUUCAGGAGCCUAACUACAAAGCCUGUGGCUGGAGGGUCCACAGGGCCACACGAGCCUUGCUCAGCUUCCCUCUUGUCCACGGAGGCCUCUGCUUCCUCGGCAAUUCAUCCCACACUGGCUGUGGUGGCUGCCUGGAUCCUGCCCUGCCCUGAUCUCUUCUCCUCAGAGCAUCCUUAGUCCUUCCCUUCCUGCCCCAUCCCAGCUGAGAAGAGGACCUAUGGCCUGGGAGGCCACAUGCCUGCUGUCCCCCAUCCUGCUGGUGCUCCUGGCCUCAGGCUCCUGGGCACAUGACACAGUGUUACAUCAUACAGUGGAAGGCAAGACCGUUUUUGUGAGAUGCCACUAUGAUCCCAGCCAACGCUUCAAGGAGAAGGUGUGGUGUCAGGAAACACCAGGAAAAACUUGUAAAAUCUUAGUGUCCACAAACACCACAGAUGCUCAGCAGUCAAAAUUCUUCCUCCAGGACUAUCCUGAUUAUCAAUUCUUCACUGUCACCAUUACUGCACUCACGGUGAGAGACUCGGGUCCUUAUUUCUGUGGGAUCGCUGAAAAUCUCACAACGAUCUCUGUUCUCAGAAACAUCUACCUGAAGUUGUCAAAAGAUUCCUCAGGUCUGCCCACCCUAAGCAUCACUCCUACUACAAGCCCAACUAAAGCUCCCAUCCUUAUUACCACAAAGGUCUCCAUAUCCAGCAUCGUUGUUCUCGUGGUCUGUGGACUCUUCAUUAAGACCCUGGUCUUCACUGUCUUGUUUGCUGUCACACAGAGGUCAUUUGGGUGACAGACCAUGAAACCACAUGACAGUGACCUCUGACUUUCAGCCAUGUUUGUCUCACAGGACGAGCUGAGGGUGGGUACUAAAGAGGAACUGUGACAUGAAUUGAGCCUGUAAUCAUGGGUGACAUCUAAGGCUCAGGAUGUCCCUUGCUGGCCCUGCCCAACCUCUUCAUUCCCUCCAUCAUCUUGGGUAUGUGCUCUGCACCCUCAGAAGAGGGUAAACAGUGUCCAGCACCCUCCAGCCAUUCUGCCUGAGUAGAUGAGUUGGCCUGAAAUAAAGCCAGAGCCAGUGCUUC